This is a messenger RNA of Closterium sp. Naga37s-1, 504 nucleotides long. The record is from the annotation of a GenBank genome assembly. Lineage: Eukaryota; Viridiplantae; Streptophyta; Zygnematophyceae; Desmidiales; Closteriaceae.
AUGGCGGGAAACACGGCGGCAUUGUUUGCGCUGCGCGAGGAGUUCAAGCUACCAGCGCUCGUCGCGUUCGCGGCGCACCUCGUCUACAUGCGGGUACUAGCUCUCGCCAUGCCUCACCUAUCAGCGAGUUGUUCUGAUCCUCCGUAUUUCCCUCCGAUCCUCCGUGUUUCUCUCCGACGCUCCGCAUUUCUCUCCGAUGCUCCCUGGAGCGCGCAUCACGAGCCGCAUCUUUCCUUCUUCCUUCCUCCCCCAUCUUCCUCCGCUUCCCCACCCCUUCCCCUCCCCCUCCUCUCCCCCCUCUCCCCUCCCCCCGUUUCCCCCCUAUUUCCCUUACCAACCCCCCCUCCUCCUCCCCCCACCUUUCUACUUCCACAGACUCUUAUCGGCAUCCGCGCGGCGCGCCUCAAGCACCGCAUUUUCGCACCCGCCAUGUCCGGCAAUCCCGACUUUGACCGCGUCAUCCGCGUGCAGGCCAACUUCGUCGAGCAAUACGUACGUGAUUGA